GUCUUUCGACGCUGUCGAUGCAGAUAACGUUACAGGUAUUCCAUCAACAUCCGCGCGCGAUCCUCAGCCGCGUCGUGAGGAGGCUGUUUGACAUUGAGCCUCGCGCAACCGCGGGCCUCUGAAAAUUUAUUGUUUCUUCUUCCUCGCCGCUGGAGUCUGUGGGGGUCCCGCGAUGGCGAGACGCUGAAGCGACUGAAGCCCCGAAGCCGCUGAAGUGCAGUCGCGGGAGCGAGCGCCGUUCAUCCCGCGGCGGCUGCAAUGCCAAGCUCGGAGCGAGAAGGAAAGCGGCACUCUCGAACCGCAGCGCCGACUGCUCCUGACGCCGGGGACGAGGCUAAGCGCGCCUGCGAGAGUGAGCGUCUGCUCGCAAAUGGCAAGAUCGGCCGCGACGCUCGACCCCGUCGGAUCCCGCACGCGGUGCGCAUGGUUUGGCUAACCGGUGUCGCUCGCUCUGGGACGUCUGAACUCCCCCCUCGCAUGUGUUCCGCGUGAAACAUUGUGGACCAGCGCCAGUGCACACGACCAGCCAGUGAACAUGGCGUUAUAGCGCCGGCUUCGACUUGGCCACUGGCAAACAUGCCCGGGUUUGCGCUCAUGCUAGCGCCGCAGCCGCCGAAAGUUAUGCCAUCCCAAAGUGUGCUCCGCCGCUGCUCGUGUUAACUGACGGUCUCUCCGCCGUUUCUGUGCGUGUCCAAGUUCGGCUUUGGACGUCGCCGACACCUGCAUCCACCAUGGACAUCUUGCCGAGUGGAAAUAUUUUUCACGAGCUGCAAGCAAUCCACGACACUGGUUUUUUCCCGGCUCAGCCGUCGUUGGAGGACUUCUGGCAACAGACCAUCUGGGAGAUGGACCGGUACCUGAAGGACGAGCCCAGGGGCGCCUCGAAGCGGUGUGCCUCCCGAGAGCUGUCGUCGGCCGAAGAGGUACGCCUCUGGGACGAGUGCAGCAGCCCCGCAGACCCCAAGCUGCUGCUGGCGGACUCCGGCAUCGGCAGCAGCGACGUAGGCGACUCGAGUGAGGCCGAGGUCGAUCGGCUCUCGGACGACCUCGACUUCGGCGCGGGUGCCAUGGACAACGCCAGUGAGAGCUCAGCCUCGAGUGCGCUGUCUUGGGAAAGUGACGGCUCUCCGCGGGCCAGCAAGUCCGCGCGCAGUCGCAAGGCGCUGCUGCCCACCGACCCGUUCACCAUGAAGCUGGUGCAGCGGGCCACGGCGUCAGCGGGCGCCCUGACGCCGCCCUCGUCACCCGAGGCCUCGUUGAUGCGGCCCAAGGCCCGGCCGUCGGCCAGGGCCGAGGCCGUGGCCGGCCCGACCUCCCUGCUGCUCGCCGCCGGUGCCUCGGUCAAACAGAGCCACUACCACGUGGCCCGGGGCAGGAGGUUCGACGUGGACUCGAGCAAGCGACGCAUUCACCGCUGCCAGUUCAACGGCUGCAAGAAGGUCUACACCAAGUCUUCGCACCUCAAAGCGCACCAGCGGACGCACACAGGCGAGAAACCGUACAAGUGCUCCUGGGAGGGCUGCGAGUGGCGCUUCGCCCGCUCGGACGAGCUGACGCGACACUACCGGAAGCACACGGGCUCCAAGCCCUUCAAGUGCAACCAUUGCGACCGCUGCUUCUCGCGCUCCGAUCAUCUGGCCCUGCACAUGAAGCGUCACCAGUGAGGCCCCGAUUCCUCUCCUCCACUCGCAUCAGCAGCAGCAAUGACGGCGGCAGCAGGAGGAGCAAGCGCGGCUCUCCGCUCCAGAUUUCGGGAUGUGUGAGGAGCUUUUGUGUGCUGCCGGGCCCCGAUGCGUUCCGAGCUUUGGGGUACGUCGGAGUACUCGCCUGGGCCCUUCCAUCCACCUCGAUUUCGGCGCUACACGACUCAUCCACCCUCUUCCGAGCCCUGUUCAUCGUUCCCUCCCAUCCUUCUCUUUCCUAUUCCGGGAGUCUAAAGCCCUUCUACCGUUCACUCGUGUCCACGCCGAGUACACUUCACGGUUUUUCUUCUCGCAUCUCUUUUUUUUUUUUUUCACUUCAGCGCUUUGAUUGAUAUAUGAAGCUACCAGAAAUCGGUCUCGAAUGCGUGUUAUUCUAAGAAAAAUAUUUUUAUUUUUUUAACUUUUAGAUGUUUUUAAAAACACUUUACCUUUUUUUUUGCUGUCAAGCGUGGGAGUUGUUUACUUCAGUUUGGUGGAGUGGCGUCUUAUGUAUCGGUGAGGACAUCGGCUCGACAUCGAGCCUAACUGUCCCUAAACUCGUUUUGAACACGCUUCUAGGAAGUGGAAUGCUCCGUGUCCUAGCGUACGGUCUGAUAAAAACAAAAACAAAACAAAAAAUAAUACGCAGCUUCGCUCUUUAAGUAAUUUGGUUUCAGUUCUCCACCGCGCUCGGCCCGAAGCUACCUAAUCACAAAUACUUCAGCUUCGGUUUUUUUUUUUUUUUUAAUUUGUCUCAAAAUCCUGGUAGUUUAUUACGUCGCCAUAAAAAACAACAAGAAAAAUAAUUAAACCAAAUACUGGAUUUAUCUUCUGUUGCCUUCUUCGCCAGGCUCUAAAUAUAAAAACGAAAACAAAAACAAAAAAAUCUAAUAUAAAUUUUCUAUUCAAACCCCCACGCAAAUUUUCCUUUUCCAUGAACCUACGGACAUAAAAGGACACGACUAUUUGGACACGGCCAUUGUAGUGAUUCCCAUUAACAUCGUGCACUGGUGCACCCCCCCAUACCCUCUUCCCACCUCGCCUUCCUCUGGCCCACGACAAGAGAGCGGAACGCACAAGAGCUGUAGUCCGCGUCGACGUGUGAGUGCCGCUGUGGCAUCAUUGCACGAACCAGGACCGCACCAGCGAAUGUUGGCAAGAAGAAAAAAAAAAAAAAAUAGAAAGUGUGUUGAGGAGGGUUGUUUUUGUGUGUGUUUUUUUUUCUUCGCCGAAACAAAGGAAGAUGUGUGGACAAGUGCAGCUUCGCGAUUCUUCAUGGACAGACUGCCUCAACCCGUCUUCUCGCCUGUGAAUGUGCGCGCGUGCGUGCCUCUUCGCAACGUACGGUUAUCAGCUUUUUCUAUGUCUUUUUUUUUUUUCCUCUGUCGCUUCGGAGGACAUUAUAAAAUUAAGAAAGAAACGUGACUAACGUGUAACAGACAAGAAAACAACCAAACACCAAAAGCCACCGAUGAACGAAAUGACGAGGAGAUGGGUGAGACAGGGGAAACUGCUUCCACGAGAAACAAGCGAAGACAGCGGGGUGACGCGUUGAACUUUUCCGAGUUUUUUUAAAAGGACGCCAACACUGCCUGCCUUGAUGUGAUCGUUUUUCUUUUUCACCGUUCACGCCAGGCGAGCUGCCGUAUAUGCGGUGUACAGUGGCAGCGAGCGCUGCAGAACGGUCGUGAGAGUGGAUCAUAUGAAGCUGUACAUAUUCGCACCUUUUUUUUUUUUUUUCCCCUUUUGUGUCUCGUUUUGUUCUUACAAAUUGACAGUGCGUUUUCCUGCGGUCUUUUCCGAAAGCCCUGACUGAGAAAAAGUGUCGCGUCGUUUGUGGCAUCGGAAUGUCGUGUGUUAAAAACAAAAACAAACAAAAAAAAAAAAACGGAACUGGUGUUCCGAUGCCGAGUAUAUUUUGAUAUGUGUGUGUGCGUGUGUAUGGUGUGCGCAUUUCUCGCCUCCUUCCCACGUUGUUUUUUCUUUUUUUUUCGUACGAGUAAUGUGUUUUUUGUGUUUUUUUUUUUAAAUGCAUUCGUUUUUGUUUUGUGUUUAUGCAUACGUGCGUGCAAGACAGAGCUGGCAUUCUGUAGAUAUCCUUUGUUGUGCCUUUGUUUCUUACGCUGAGGAGUCGGCACUGGGCCACUAUUAGAAAAUGCAACAAAAAUCAGCAAAAUAAAGGGGGCGGUGGGGGAUGUCCCAGCUUUGAAGAAGCUGCCCCAAAUUUACACGGUGGAAACUAAGAACACGUUUAAAUCGAUCCUAAGUGAAACCGCGGAAGAUUUUCCCCUCGUGCGAUUUGGAAAGGAGAAUACACUUCGCAUAAUAACAUUAAAUAUCAGAAUUAAAAACGAAAAUCUAGAAAAAGGAGGCAUUUCACGAGAUUGCACUUACGCGCGAUUAACGGAUCGAUUUGUAACACUAAGGGGACGUUGCUUCUUCGAUAUGAUUGGAUGAGCGCGUAGUUCCUUGCCAUAGACUCCGAAAGCAGUGCGAAGAUGAGACAAAAAAAAAAAAAAGAUGAAACGACGGAAUGGCCUCACCGAGAAAAAAACCAAAUGGCAUUAAUGGAGACAUUUUUUCGUGCUAGUCUUUCGAAUCAUUGAAAGAGAGGAAGAGAGAGAGAGAGGAAAAAAGAUGGAAGAAAAACGCAUCAUUCAUUGUGAGAAAUCGAUACGACAGAUUAUUAAUCGCAGUGCACCGCGCAUAAUCAUUUUGCUCUAGUCCUGCCACGAAAUAAGCUUCUGUUUUAUGUAUAGAGAUAUAGAAGAAUAUAUAUAGAUAUAUAUAUGUGUAAAUUCGCUUUUUUUUUCAGCAUUGGAAAGGAACGGUAAAAAAUGAUAUGAACACGAUGCUUUCAUCUAAAUCCUACUUAAUUAAACCGACUCCCCGCCGUUUUUUCAGAACAGGUCGCCUCAACCGGCAUCAGUCGUAACCACUAAUGAAAGAAUAAAAAUAAAAACGUAAAACAAAACAAAAAUACCGCGAGUAAGGACUAAAGAUUGAGGCUGAAACCUCGGCAGAUAUCCACCCUGUCGAGAAAAAAAACAAACAAACAAAACAAACAAAAAAAAAACUUCAGAAGUGCCAUGUUUUGAGAGUCGUCUGUUGAACACAAAGAGCGCGGAGUAUUGUUUGCUACGUAUACUAUUGCAACUUUUGUUCUUACGUUUUACAACACAAUUCCAACUAUCAUUCUGCUUUUUACCAUUUGAGAGUGUCUUUGUUCUACUCGAGUACAUGUUUCGCGUAUUGUCACGAAGAGCCGUUGUUUGUUGAUCGCAUGUCAUUGAUUCAUUGCCAUUUCUUCGCGUUGUUGCUUUUGAACCGCUUCCAAUUCACCCACUGGACUUUUGCGCGACACUUCUCCUCGGAAGGAGGGCUGGCGCGCUUUAAGCCGACACAAAAAAAAAAAAAGGGGGGGACAAAAAAUGCUGAAGAAAAACGGACGCUCGUAUGCACCAUGUUUGAGCUGCAAGACUUCAAAUAAAUGACGCAACAUCUGGGAUGUGGUAACAUCUUCGCGGACCAAAACAUUUUGAUGAUGAAAAGAAAAGAGAACCUUGCAGACGGUCUUAGGACGCUUAGAGCAUUUAUUUAAUCCAAACAAAACCGAGACUGGACGCCUAGAUUGCUUUUUAUAAAAGAGAAAUAAACCCAAGACAUCGCA
This is a messenger RNA of Ixodes scapularis (black-legged tick), 5352 nucleotides long. RefSeq names its product Krueppel-like factor 6. Gene Ontology annotation, molecular function: DNA-binding transcription factor activity, RNA polymerase II-specific; RNA polymerase II cis-regulatory region sequence-specific DNA binding. The record is from RefSeq and is a predicted model, not a curated record. Bases 732 to 1664 code for a protein of 310 amino acids. Lineage: Eukaryota; Metazoa; Arthropoda; Arachnida; Ixodida; Ixodidae. Gene Ontology annotation, biological process: regulation of transcription by RNA polymerase II. The transcript has 3 exons.